CUAUUUUAUUGUGUAUGCUAAUUGAUUAAUUAGAUUUUUUUUUAUCUCCUUAUUGUUAUUUAUAUUCCACAUGGAGCUUCAAUUAGGUUUGGAUCUUCCAACUACUCAUCAUGAUCAUCAUAAUCAUCAUGAUAGUAUAGAGUGUUGUGAAUUGUGGAGUAGAGGAAUUGGUUUUAGUAGUAGUGAAAGUAACAAAAAGCAUGUAAGAAAGAAGCGUAGCUUUGAAGAUUAUGCCUUUGGACAAUGUUCUUUGAACAAGACUACUUUGCCUUUGCUAGUAUGGAGUGGACACCCAAAUGAGGAAGAAGAAGAAGAUGACUCUAAUAAUGGAAACAUUCAUAGAAGGAAUAUUCACUUAUCAAACAAGAAUGAAGGGGAGGAAAAUCAUUUGGUGGGGUGGCCACCAAUUAAGUCAUGGAGGAAGAAAGAACUAAAUCAUCAUCAUCAAUAUCCUACAAUAAUAAGGAACAAUAAUAGGAUGAUGCAAGCAACAAAUCAUCAUGAGAAUCAAAAUUGAAGAGAAGAUAAAUUAAACUCUUUGUAUGUUAAGGUUAAUAUGGAAGGGGUAACAGUAGGAAGGAAGAUUGAUUUGAUGCUUUACAAUUCUUACCAGACUCUUACACACACUUUGAUUACUAUGUUUGCUAAAUACCAAGAUUUUGAGGAAGAUGGAACAAGUUAUAAACUCACCUUUCAGAAUGAACAAGGAGAUUGGUUGCUUGCUGGACAUGUUCCAUGGCAAUCAUUCAUUGGUACCGUGCGGCGUUUGGCAAUACUAAGGAAUGAAAAAUGAAACUACUAAGUACUAAUCAACUUGAGUUGAUCGAGUAGUCAAUUUAUUCAUCCGCUUAAGUAAGUAGUCAGGAGUUUGAAUUCUGUCUUAUAAUUUUGUACCUUAGACGUUCACGUUCUUUAUUUAAUGGUAUUAGGUUUGGUUUAAAAAGAAUACUAGAAUAACUUGUAGAAAGCAAAAGCAAAAUAUGUGACCUUCUCUUUUUCUUUUCUUUGUAUUUGUACACAAAAAAAAAAAUUAAAAUAUGUGACAAAAGUAAAAUUAAGUAUUUCUAGUUUUUUUUUUGU
Arachis ipaensis is the source of this 1080-nucleotide messenger RNA. RefSeq names its product indole-3-acetic acid inducible 29 (gene IAA29). The record is from RefSeq and is a predicted model, not a curated record. Gene Ontology annotation, biological process: regulation of DNA-templated transcription. Gene Ontology annotation, cellular component: nucleus. Lineage: Eukaryota; Viridiplantae; Streptophyta; Magnoliopsida; Fabales; Fabaceae.